AUGAAAGAAUUAUCACGUGAAUAUAUUAGCAGUAAAAUUCCUAUUAUGAUUAUUGCCAAUAAAUGUGACAAAAAUAAGCAUGAAAAUAGAGAUGACCUUUUAAAAGAAGUUAAAAAUUAUUUUGGAGAAGAAUAUUUAUUUGAUAAAACUUCAAUUAAAGAGAAAACUAGUGAUAAACUUAAUAAAAUCUUAGAGGAAUUGACCUCUCCAAGUAACCAAUUCAAAUUUAUGAUGGAAUAUGCAACACGAUUGUAUUCAUUUGAGAUCCCGAAGAAGGUUAUUUAUAAUGGAGAACAAAUAGAAGGAUUAACGAGUGAAGAUAUAAAAUCAUUUUUAUGGCUA
Cetraspora pellucida is the source of this 342-nucleotide messenger RNA. Lineage: Eukaryota; Fungi; Glomeromycota; Glomeromycetes; Diversisporales; Gigasporaceae. The record is from the annotation of a GenBank genome assembly.